Molecule: messenger RNA, 348 nt
Organism: Sorghum bicolor (sorghum)
Lineage: Eukaryota; Viridiplantae; Streptophyta; Magnoliopsida; Poales; Poaceae
Product: glycine-rich cell wall structural protein 2
Exons: 1
Coding region: 1-348 (115 amino acids)
Source: RefSeq, a predicted model, not a curated record
AUGACCAUGAGACGCGGAACGAGGCCGCUAUGCGCGCUGGCGCUGGCGCUGCUCUGCGUGGCGGCGCACUUCCAGGGCGCUUCCUGCCGGAGCGGCCGCGGCAGCGGGGCAAGAGGCGAAGGCGGUGCUAGCUUCGGAAGAAAGGGUGGCGGAGGCGGAGGCGGAGGCGGGGGCUCCGGCGGAAGGAGGGGCGGAGCCGGCGGCGGCAGCGCGAGGACCGCCGCUGCCUCGGGAGCGUCGAACAUCAACGGGCGCCGCAGCGCCGCGGCGGCUGGCGUGAGCGGCGGCCAUGGUGGAGCGUGGAAGGUGGCGGGCGCCCUCGCCGCGGCGGCGAUCAUCGCCGUCUGA